Molecule: messenger RNA, 414 nt
Organism: Saprolegnia parasitica CBS 223.65
Lineage: Eukaryota; Oomycota; Saprolegniomycetes; Saprolegniales; Saprolegniaceae
Exons: 2
Coding region: 1-414 (137 amino acids)
Biological process (GO): L-leucine catabolic process
Molecular function (GO): flavin adenine dinucleotide binding; 3-methylbutanoyl-CoA dehydrogenase activity
Source: RefSeq, a predicted model, not a curated record
AUGGCGCUCCGCGAGAUGCUUCGCUCGUUCGUCAAGGACAAGGUCGAGCCCCAGGCCAUCGACUACAACCGCGCUGAGAAGUUCAACGUCGACCUCUUCCGCGAGCUCGGUGAGCUUGGCUUGCUCGGCAUCACUGUGCCGGAGAAGUACGGCGGCUCGGAGAUGGACGCGUUGGCGGCGGUCAUUGCCCACGAAGAGCUCAGCUCGUCGGACCCUGCGUUCUGCCUCUCGUUCCUUGCGCACUCGAUGCUCUUCACCAACAACUUGGCGCGCAACGGCAGCGACGAGCAGUGCGCCAAGUAUCUCCCGGCGGCGUGCUCGGGCGAAGCCAUUUGCGGCAUGGCCAUGAGCGAGCCCGCGGUCGGCACGGAUGUCUUGGGCAUGAAGACGACGGCCACGAAGGCGUCUCAUUGA